CCUGCUAGAUAAGUUGUAAGAGAGAGGACAAGCUCCACAUUGUUGUGAAAGGCUGUUUCUUUGGGAUUGUGGCUUCUACCAAAGUCUUCAACCUAGUAAAACAAGCACCAUAUACUAAUGCUUCGCGUUUGAGUUGGAACCCCUUUUACAAAAUAUAUAUGUGUACAUAUAUGCGUGACCUAUAGACUGCACGUACGCCCGUACUGAGUAUACUUACGAAGGUGACACAAAAGGAUUUAGAGAUGUAUUUAUCAAGAUUCCUGUCACUUCACGCCCUCUGGGUUACGGUGUCUUCAAUGAUGCAGCACUAUCCUUCCGUGUGGGGACAUUACGAUGUGUGCAAGACUCAGAUCUACACCGAGGAAGGGAAAGUAUGGGAUUACAUGGCCUGCCAGCCGGAAGCCAGAGACAUGAUCAAAUACGUCAAAGUGACACUGGAUCCCCCAGACAUAACGUGCGGAGACCCUCCGGAGACCUUCUGUGCAAUGGGGAAUCCCUACAUGUGCAAUAAUGAAUGUGAUGCGAGUACCCAAGAACUGGCUCACCCUCCAGAGCUGAUGUUCGAUCUCGAAGGCAGGCACCCCUCCACGUUUUGGCAGUCCACAACUUGGAAGGAUUAUCCAAAGCCUCUUCAUGUUAAUAUUACUCUCUCCUGGAACAAAACCAUUGAGCUGACUGAUAACAUAGUUAUCACGUUCGAAUCCGGCCGUCCGGACCAAAUGAUCCUGGAGAAAUCCCUGGACUAUGGGCGAACAUGGCAGCCCUACCAGUAUUAUGCCACAGACUGCUUAGAUGCUUUCCACAUGGAUCCAAAAUCAGUGAGGGAUUUAUCACAGCACACGGUCCUAGAAAUCAUUUGCACAGAAGAAUACUCUACUGGGUAUAUGACAAAUAGUAAAAUAAUCCACUUUGAAAUCAAAGACAGAUUUGCUUUCUUUGCUGGACCUCGACUUCAUAAUAUGGCUUCUCUGUAUGGCCAGCUUGACACAACCAAGAAGUUAAGAGAUUUCUUUACCAUCACUGACCUGAGGAUACGACUGCUUAGGCCAGCAACUGGAGAAAUAUAUGUAGAUGAGCAACACCUGGCACGCUACUUUUAUGCAAUUUCAGACAUAAGGGUAUAUGGAAGGUGUAAGUGCAACCUUCAUGCUACUGGCUGUAAAGAAGAAAACAAAAGACUGCUUUGUGAAUGUGAGCAUAACACAACUGGCCCAGACUGUGGAAAAUGCAAGAAAAAUUACCAGGGCCGACCGUGGAGCCCUGGCUCUUAUCUCCCUAUACCUAAGGGCACUGCUAAUAUCUGUAUACCCAGUAUUUCCAGUAUUGGUAACUGUGAAUGCUUCGGCCACUCCAACCGGUGCAGUUACAUCGAGCUGCUCAAUACGGUCAUUUGCGUGAGCUGUAAGCACAACACUAGAGGUCAGCACUGCGAGUUAUGCAGGCUGGGCUACUUCAGAAAUGCCUCUGCAGAGCUGGACGAUGAGAAUGUGUGCAUAGACUGUUAUUGUAACCCUUUUGGGUCAGUCCAUGAUCGCUGUAAUGACAGAGGAUUUUGUGAGUGUAAGGAGGGAACCUCAGGGCCUAAGUGUGAUAAGUGUCUGCCGGGAUAUAUCUGGCGCAGCUUGGGCUGCCAACCGAACGUGUGCGACAACGAGCUGCUGCACUGCCAGAACGGAGGGACGUGCAUCAACAACGUGCGCUGCCACUGCCCGCCGGCCUACACGGGCAUCUUGUGCGAGAAGCUCAAGUGCGAGCGCGACACAGGCGGCUGCAGCCCCAGCUCGGCGGCGAGGCCAGCGCAGCGGGCGCCCGUGGCUCCGCUCGCCGCCCUGCUCACGCUCACGGGACUGCUCCUCUUCUAG
This is a messenger RNA of Tinamus guttatus (white-throated tinamou), 1862 nucleotides long. The record is from RefSeq and is a predicted model, not a curated record. NCBI's taxonomy places the organism in Eukaryota, Metazoa, Chordata, Aves, Tinamiformes, Tinamidae.